This is a messenger RNA of Rhipicephalus sanguineus (brown dog tick), 1203 nucleotides long. RefSeq names its product organic cation transporter protein. Gene Ontology annotation, cellular component: membrane. Gene Ontology annotation, molecular function: transmembrane transporter activity. The transcript has a single exon. The record is from RefSeq and is a predicted model, not a curated record. The coding region runs from base 1 to 1203 and encodes 400 amino acids. NCBI's taxonomy places the organism in Eukaryota, Metazoa, Arthropoda, Arachnida, Ixodida, Ixodidae. Gene Ontology annotation, biological process: transmembrane transport.
AUGGCCAACGCCGUCUUCAUGGCCGGUGUUCUGGGCUCUCUGGCGGCGUCCGGUUACGUCACAGACAUUAUCGGCCGGAAGCGGAUCAUCGGAGGCGCCACGUUCGUUCUCAUGAUUGCGGCAUUCGGCGGCUGCUUCGCCAACACGUACGUCAUCUACCUGUGCACCAGGUUCGUCAUCUCCGGCUCGUCGAGUGCUCUCUCCAUGGUGGCCUGCAUCCUGCUGGCCGAGGUCUCCACGAACACCCACCGGGCUACCCACGUCAGCCUGUCCGCAAUCUUGGGCCUCUUGCUCGGCGACACGUGCUACGCAGUUCUAAAGCAGGCGCGUCUUAACUGGAUCUGGCUGCAGCUUCUCAUGGUGGCACCCACGCUCCUCGUUCCACUGGGUUACUGUUACUUAGUUAUACACGAGUCGCCCCGAUGGCUCAUCUCCCGGCGCAACAUCAAGAGUGCCGCAGUCGUGAUGGAGAUGGCGGCCAAAAUGAAUGGUUUCCCCGCCGACGCCGCCGAGGCGGUGGUAGAGCGAAUCAAAAUCCAGGACCUCAACUAUGCCAAGCAGCUUGGCGCCUCGAGCACCGACAGGAGUACCUCCUCAGCCGUCUUACGCCGCGGCUUAAUCAUAUACGCCUCGUCUUUCGCCAUCAUGGUCGCCUACUACACGCUGCUGCUGUCGUUUCACGACAAUACUUGGAUUCGCUGGACGUCACUCGCUUCAGAAGCUGUGUGCUACGCGUUGUACAUAUUCGUCGUGGACAGAAUCAGCCGAGUGACGCUAGUCGCUACCAUCUACCUCUUGGCAGGCACCUAUUGCUGCUUCCUGGCCCCGACGUUUGGCAGGGACGCUACCGAACUACUCAGCACCGGUCUCCUGAUCGAAGCCAAGGCCGUCACGGGCAUCGGCGUUGUGGUGACAUCGUUGUGCGCGACCGAGGCAUUUCCGUCGGCAACCCGUGGCCUAGGCGUGUGUCUUGCGUACUCCUGCGCUCGUCUUGGCGGAGUCUUCGCUGCGACAGCGUCCAGUCUCCGGACAGCGGGAAGGGAGGACCUGCUACUGGCCAUAGUUGGAGCUGUGCUGUACACCUCAUCUCAGAUCUUCCGGAAACUGCCGCGAAGUGUCACCCCCUUCAACCCUGACAGCACGCGGACGACUACAGUGGCGAGCCCGUCGGAUGGGCUGGAAGGCAUGAAGAAGUCGCUGUAA